This is a messenger RNA of Fundulus heteroclitus (mummichog), 1964 nucleotides long. RefSeq names its product solute carrier family 16 member 13 (gene slc16a13). Bases 22 to 1599 code for a protein of 525 amino acids. The record is from RefSeq and is a predicted model, not a curated record. Gene Ontology annotation, biological process: monocarboxylic acid transport; transmembrane transport. NCBI's taxonomy places the organism in Eukaryota, Metazoa, Chordata, Actinopteri, Cyprinodontiformes, Fundulidae. Gene Ontology annotation, molecular function: monocarboxylic acid transmembrane transporter activity. The transcript has 6 exons.
GCUGCGCAGCUUAUCCUCUGCAUGUGGCGCCCUGCUGCUGCUGCUGCUGAGGAGACUGCGCAGACUCAGCUGCAUACUGUGGAGGUCUGGCCGGCGGCUCAUGCUGACGGGCCGGUCCUGUUAAGGCGUUCAGUUCCCUGCUGUGGACCGGGGGGACCAGAGGCGCUGUGGACGGAGCUGACACACGGAGAUAACCUUUCUGUUGAAAUGACCAACUCAAAGCUGAAACCCAAGAGCCAGGUGGACGGGGCAGAAGGCCCGGACGGAGGCUGGGGCUGGGUGCUGGUCUUGGCCAUGUUCGUCAGCACGAGCCUCGUGUUCGGCCUGAUGCGCAGCUUGGGGAUCUUCUUCGUGGAGUUCGUCCAGUACUUCGAGGAGAGCGCUCAGGCCAUCUCCUGGAUCUCAUCCAUCGGCCUGGCCGCGCAGCAGUUCUUCAGCCCUCUGGGUGCAGCUCUUUGUAACGCGUAUAACACCAGACAGGUGGUGAUGACAGGAGGCUUCCUCUCCGGGCUCGGACUGGUCCUGGCCUCACAGGCCACCUGCCUGGUUCACCUCUACCUCACUAUGGGAGUAAUCUCAGGUUUGGGCUGGGGCCUCGUCUUCUCCCCCAUGGUGGCCACAGUCAUGGGCAGCUUCACCCGGAGACGAGCCCUGGCUGUAGGACUGGGUUUCUCCAGCAUUGGCCUUUCUUCUUUUGCUUUUAACCCACUUUUCCAGCUGCUGGUGGAGACGUACGCCUGGCGAGGUGCCCUGCUCAUCCUGGGGGGCCUCAGCUUCAACAUCAUUGCCUGCGGAGCCCUGAUCCGACCCGAGUGCCGAUCCAGAGCCCCCGUAAAGGUGGACUCGCAGGGCAGAUUAUCACUUUCUGAUAUGCUGCAGAGGGUCUCCUCCUACCUGGAGGUGUCGCUGCUCUGUGAGAGGCCUUAUCUCACCUACACGUUAGGCGUGACCCUUUUUAACUUCGGCUACUUUGUGCCGUAUUUCCACCUGGUGGCCCACAGCCGGCAGGUGGGCUUCUCUGAGUACCAGGCGGCCUUCAUCAUGUCGGCGGCGGGCGUCACAGACAUUUUUGGCCGAGUAGUGUCCGGCUGGUUCUCUGACCUGGGACACUUCCGCGUCAUUCACCUGUUGACCCUGUGGACGGUUCUGGCGGGAGUGUUCAUCAUGCUGCUGCCGGUGAGCUCCCUGGCGGGUUCCUACGCUGCGCUCAUGAUGAUCAGCCUUCUCUACGGUUUCUGCUCCGGGGCUCUGACUUCGCUGGUGUUUGCUGUGAUGCCAACGAUUAUGGGGGUGGAGCGCAUGAUGGGCGGCCUCGGGCUGCUGCAGCUGAUCGAGAGCUCUGCAGGACUGCUGGGUACUCCUCUCUCAGGUUGGCUCCGAGACAUCACGGGAAACUACGUGGCCUCCUUCAUGGCGGCCGGCUCCUUCGUGCUCCUGGGCAGCCUGGCCAUGACCACGAUGCCCCACUACUUCUCCUGCACGGAGCCACCACCUCCUCAGAGACCCGUCCUCGACCGUAGCGCUGGGACUUUAGAGCGUUUAGAGCUGGGACGUUCCUCUGAGUCCAUCCAUCAAACCGUGGAGCAGGCCGAGAGGUGACGUGACCGGGGGUUCUGUCUGCAGGAAUCAGCCGACUGUUUUUAUCAAUAUACCUCUGAGGCUCAGGUCCAAAGCCAGUGGAUGAAGAAAGGGGCCGGUAAAAUGUAAGUGGAGGGAAAAAAAAAAACAAAUGUUCAUUUGUAUCCCUCUUGAUAAAGAAGCAAAAAUAAGACGCAGCAUUGUGGAUGUAAAACACAGCUGGGAAAAUGAGUGCUGAAACACAUCAGUUAUCUUUGUCUGCAAGUAUAAAUCCAAUGAGGCUGUCGACGUGAAAUUUACACCUAGAUGUCAGCAGCAACCCAAGUAAUUACACAUCAGAAUAAACAAGGUUAUUGCAUAAAAGCUGCAUUGUUGUUGUCUAAAAA